AGGCGGCCUGUCUAUGUGGUCUUGAUCUGCGCAUGCUCUGUGUGACAUUGCUCUCUUCUCUCUCCGUCCCCGCCAAGCUUUUGCCGUGAUAUCCUUGUGACCAACCUCAGCUCACAAUGUACGCCUGUGCUAAACUUGUGUCAAAUCCUUCCUUGUUGAGAAGCGGAGCCUGUCUUCUCUGCCGUCCUCUGACAGCCCCUGUACUGAACUACACCGCACUCAGGACAGAGCAGCAGUUGCUGCCUGUUCCCGCUCGUGGGAUCCAGAGCAGUGCUGUGUGCAGGGACAUUGAUACCGCUGCUAAGUUUAUCGGGGCUGGUGCUGCUACUGUAGGAGUGGCCGGUUCUGGUGCUGGUAUUGGGACAGUGUUCGGCAGCCUCAUCAUCGGAUAUGCCAGGAACCCAUCUCUGAAGCAGCAGCUUUUCUCCUACGCCAUCUUGGGGUUCGCCCUGUCUGAAGCUAUGGGACUCUUCUGUCUUAUGGUUGCUUUUCUUAUCCUGUUUGCAAUGUGAAGAAUUCCAAUCUCUCAUACUCCGGCACUUGUGAUCCAGUACUCUCUGGUUAUGUGUUGAGGACAGAUCCUUCUCUUAAAGGGAAACUAUAGCUAAAAUUAAGAUAUUUCUCCUUUUUAUGAAAACAAUUGGAAGUUUCUUAAAUAUUUAUAUUCACUUCUCAUACAUUGCCAGAAUGUAGGAUAUUUGAGCUUGCAUGUGCUCUUUUGCAGCUGGAAGCAAUUUAUCUUUACAUUUACUUCCUCAAGCACUUUGGGAACAAGAGGUGCAAAGUACUGAUGUUUGUGUAUAAAUAUAUGCGAGUUACAAACUAGUAUCAUGUAGCAGAAAUGUGUAUUUUAUGUAUGGUUUCCCUUUAACAAUCCCACCACAAAAUCUGCCAGAUGACUUUUGAGGAAUAAACAAGUAAUACUAAAACAA
Spea bombifrons (plains spadefoot toad) is the source of this 932-nucleotide messenger RNA. RefSeq names its product ATP synthase membrane subunit c locus 2 (gene ATP5MC2). The record is from RefSeq and is a predicted model, not a curated record. The transcript has 5 exons. Gene Ontology annotation, molecular function: proton transmembrane transporter activity. The coding region runs from base 117 to 512 and encodes 131 amino acids. Lineage: Eukaryota; Metazoa; Chordata; Amphibia; Anura; Pelobatidae. Gene Ontology annotation, biological process: proton motive force-driven ATP synthesis; proton transmembrane transport.